This is a messenger RNA of Impatiens glandulifera, 1419 nucleotides long. RefSeq lists its product as uncharacterized. Gene Ontology annotation, molecular function: protein binding. The coding region runs from base 95 to 1171 and encodes 358 amino acids. The transcript is spliced from 13 exons. Lineage: Eukaryota; Viridiplantae; Streptophyta; Magnoliopsida; Ericales; Balsaminaceae. The record is from RefSeq and is a predicted model, not a curated record.
UUUUCAAGAGGGAACUAGUCCGGUCUUCUUCUUCGGCGCAACGCCUACUCUGAAUACUUAGCCGCCGCCGCCGGCAGAGUUAGAGAAGCGAGAGAUGCUUGAAGCAAAGAGCCUGCGGAAGGCAGUAAUUCCCGUCUCUCUUCUUGAACAUCCAUCUCCUGGCUCUGUUCAAUCCACUCGACUCGCGCUCCAUGUUGACAGUGAUGGUGCCUCAUGCUGGAUUUAUGUUGCUUCCGGUUCUCGCAUUUACAGAAUUGAGAUAUCCAUGGAGGAUGCUUUGGUAAAUCAAGGAAAAGAAGGACUGUUGAUUCCUGAAAACGCUCAGAUGUUGGAUGCCUCUGUAGUGAACCGUUGUCCUCAUAGGUCAGAAAUUCAGAGUAUAGCGCUUGCCGGAACUGAUAGGAAUGACAGCUUAAUAUUAGGAAGUGUAGAUUCUUAUGGUCACCUUAUCGUCUCAAAACUAGAUUCGAGUGGUAAAGAUGUUGAUAGAGUUACAUUUUCAGCAUUGCCUCGAGAUUGUGGUGUUGGAGAGGGCAGUUGGUCAGGGCUCUGUUUCAGUCCCACCCACUGGUCCAGGGCUGUUGUAGCUCGGAGCUUCUGUAAGAGUAUUGAUGUAUAUGAUGAAGAUACUCACCUUCGGACACUACACACAUUGUUGUAUCCAUCAUCAUUAAGUUUUAUGCAGAAUUUGGAUAAUGUUGACGAGAGUUCAGUAGUAGCUGUGGCAGAAGGUUGUCAGCUCUCCAUAUGGGACUUGAGAAUGAAAGAGAACGGUGGUUGUGUGAAUCGGAUAUGUGGAUCAGUUGGGGAUACCAUUUAUGCCAUCAGCAAUUCUUCAACUGGGAUCGCUAUUGGUGGAGCAGAUCGUACUGUGACCAUAUAUGAUCCUCGCAGGUGGGCGGCGUUAUCGAGAUGGGUACAUUGCUCAAAAUACGAGAUUACUGGACUAUUUUUCUCUUCAAUUGAUCCAGAAUAUAUUUAUGUGCAAGGCAUCGAUUAUGAGGUGUUUGGUGGAAAGUGGAAGAAUGGAGAAAAAACAGUCUCAUUUAGAGGCGAUUCAAACUGGCUUGGAUUUAGCAAGUGUGCAGACAGAGACGUUUUAGGUGGAUGGUGUGAUUCGGGUAGUGUCUUUGUGGCUGACAUUGCCAAACCAGAAGAAGAAGUUCUAUAGACAAAGGUCAAUACUUCCUUCCUUAAUUAUGCAGCUAUCUUCUUGUCUCUUUUAUGCUUUUUGUUUUGUCCUAAACAGAGAAUUAGCUUUCACAUGAACCCAUGUGUAGCAAUGUAGUUUCUUUUUGAAACACCAUUCCUGUUGAUUUCUUAUCUAGGUGUGGAUCCAUGUGAGAUUUCAAUUGAAAAUAAGGCAUACAUGUUUCUUCAUUAACCGACUAACCGAACCUAUAUCAUAUUGACAGAACA